Molecule: messenger RNA, 690 nt
Organism: Suricata suricatta (meerkat)
Lineage: Eukaryota; Metazoa; Chordata; Mammalia; Carnivora; Herpestidae
Gene: TMEM160
Product: transmembrane protein 160
Exons: 3
Coding region: 54-608 (184 amino acids)
Source: RefSeq, a predicted model, not a curated record
CCUACGGGCGGCCCGUGGGGGCGGGGUGGCGAGCGGCGGCCGUAGUGCGAACCAUGGGAGGCGGCUGGUGGUGGGCUCGGGCCGCCCGACUGGCCCGGCUCCGCUUCCGGGGGGCGCUGCUGCCUUUGGUGUGGGGAAUAAGGUUAAGCAGAGGGCUGUCAGACUGGGUGGCGAUUUGGAAUGAAGUGGGCAAACACUGGCCAGACAGGGUUUGGGCUGAUGCUGAUCUUUCCCCCCACCUUUCUCCAGCUUUCCUCUCCUGGUUCCGCAAUGGGCUCCUGGCUUCAGGCAUUGGGGUCAUCUCCUUCAUGCAGAGUGACAUGGGUCGGGAAGCUGCUUACGGCUUCUUCCUGCUGGGUGGCCUGUGCGUCGUGUGGGGCGGUGCCUCCUACGUGGUGGGCCUGGCGGCGCUGCGCGGACCCAUGCAGCUGUCGCUGGGGGGCGCGGCGGCGGGUGUGGGGGCCGUGCUGGCCGCAGGCCUGCUCUGGGCUUGUGCCGUCGGUCUCUACAUGGGGCAGCUGGAGCUGGACGUGGAACUGGUGCCCGAGGACGACGGGACCUCCGCCGCUGAAGGGCCCGACGAGGCCGGCCGGCCGCCGCCAGAGUGAGCAGCUGGACCAUGGGGAGUGGCCGGGCGCGGGACGGCCCGGAGCCCAAGGACCGGGACAUUAAAACGACCCUUGUCCCCAU